Messenger RNA from Racocetra persica, 297 nucleotides. NCBI's taxonomy places the organism in Eukaryota, Fungi, Glomeromycota, Glomeromycetes, Diversisporales, Gigasporaceae. The record is from the annotation of a GenBank genome assembly.
AUGGACGAUAAUGUAUCUUAUCAAUUUGCACCGGUACGACAGCGUAGAGAUGAUAGACAGAAUAUGCAACAACCAAAACAAUCAAGAAUGUGUGGUAUUGGUGAAAAAGGUAAGCCUCCACAUUUGUUCUUCAUAUUCUUGGAAAGUGGUUAUCAAAUAUGGUGGAAAUUUCGUUAUCAUUUGCGUUACAUAAAGCACUUUUUACAUAUCGUUUGCCUUCCUUCUUCGAUGAUUGCUACCAAAGAAAUUGAAAAUUGUUAUCCGCUUGGAAUUCACGUGCUUUAUCAAACCACCACU